CUGGAAGCCAAGGCCAGACAGGGGUGGAGACCUUGGGCCUCUGAGUGAUCACUCCAGAUGGAAAGAUUUGGCCCACUGCAAAGAAACUACCAUAGGACUUCCUUUCAGGAAAAAUAAUCACAGCUCCGCAUGGUCUCUCUAUAGACUUCUCUCUUCUCCCAGAUCACUCUUCCUGUCCUUCUCAGUCUGAAGUCAGUGAACACAGGACUCAAUGCUAAACUCCAGGCACAACUAACUCAUAAGAGCUCCAUCUCUGAGGAAUGCCAGCCCAAUAUCUUCUUAGUCCUCAAUUCAUGAUUUUGUCCAAUAUUACUCAGUUUAGCCCCAUGUUCUACCUCACUGGUUUUCCAGGAUUGGAAGCCAUCGAACACUGGAUUUUCAUCCCCUUUUUCCUUAUGUACCUUGUGGCCAUCUCAGGCAAUUGUUUCAUUUUGAUAAUUAUUAAGACCAACCCUCGUCUGCACACACCCAUGUACUAUCUACUCUCUUUUUUGGCCCUCACUGACCUGGGACUCUCAGUGUCGACCUUGCCCACUACUGUGGGAAUUUUUUGGUUCAAAUCUCAUGGUAUCUACCUUGCAGCUUGCCAAAUUCAGAUGUUCUGUAUCCACUCAUUUUCCUUCAUGGAGUCCUCAGUGCUCCUCAUCAUGUCCUUUGACCGCUGUUUGGCCAUCUGUCACCCCCUUAGGUACUCAGUCAUUAUCACUAGCCAGCGAGUGAUUAGGACAGGUCUGGCUGUCAUAUUCCGGGGACCUGUGGCCCUAAUUCCUCUUGUCGUCCUCCUGAAGACUUUUCCCUACUGUGGGCCUCGAGUCCUCUCCCAUUCUUUCUGCCUACACCAGGAAGUGAUACACUUGGCCUGCACAGAUACCACCUUCAACAACCUGUAUGGACUGGCGGUAGUGGCAUUCACUAUGAUGCUGGACCUGGUGCUCAUCGCACUGUCCUAUGGAGUCAUCCUGCACACUGUGGCAAAAUUGGCCUCCCAUGAGGAGCAGUUCCGAGCUUUCCAAACAUGUACCUCACACCUCUGUGCUGUGCUGAUAUUCUUUGUGCCCAUGGUAGGGCUGUCUUUGGUGCACCGCUUUGGGAAGCAUGCCCCUCUUGCUGUCCACCUUCUUAUGGCCAAUGUCUAUCUCUUUGUGCCUCCCAUGCUAAAUCCAAUCAUAUACAGUAUUAAGACCAAGGAGAUCCGCCAUGUUAUCAGCAAGCUCCUGGGUCUUAAGAAGGUCAGUGCUGGAUCCAGGGGUUAAAAAUACCCCUGGUACCCAAGAGAAGGUCCCUAAUCAAGCCAAAGAUCACUAGCAUUAAGAACCUACUAUGAAUCCCAUG
Mustela erminea (ermine) is the source of this 1332-nucleotide messenger RNA. Its product is annotated as olfactory receptor 51M1-like. Gene Ontology annotation, biological process: G protein-coupled receptor signaling pathway. The coding region runs from base 261 to 1253 and encodes 330 amino acids. The transcript is spliced from 3 exons. Gene Ontology annotation, cellular component: membrane. The record is from RefSeq and is a predicted model, not a curated record. Lineage: Eukaryota; Metazoa; Chordata; Mammalia; Carnivora; Mustelidae. Gene Ontology annotation, molecular function: olfactory receptor activity; G protein-coupled receptor activity.